UAAAUGCGGUGACGGCUUGCCAUACCGUCUGUGGCCGUCAUGGAGGCGCAGCAGAGGCUGUAGCUGGGCAACAAACGCAGGAUCCCUCCGCUGCAUCGCCUCGUGUCACCAGGACAGGUCCACGACCGAACCGAACCGAACCGAGCCGAGCCGAACCAGCAGGAGCCGCCAAGAUGAAGCACUUCCUCCGAGUGGUGACCCAGUUCUUCGUCUUCCUCUACUGUAAAUGUCUGUGGCGAGGCCUGAAGUUCGUCACCAGGAAGUUUACGGGCCGCUGUGAGCUGCAGAGGAUCUGCUACGGCAACAAGCCGGGAGCGCGCAGGACUCUGAAGAUAGAGUCGUCCCUGCGUUACUCCAAGUAUGAGCUGCUGCGGUCGGCCCUCAGCGUCCAUCCUGACCAGGUGGAGAAGACCAUCGACGACAUCAUGGCCCUGAAGAAGAUCAACCCGGACACCAACCCGCAGCUGGGCGUCUCGCUGCAGGCCAGCCUGCUGCAGAUCGUGGGCUACCGGAGUCUGAUGGCCGAGGUGGAGAAGCUCCGCAGGGAGCCGUACGACUCUGAGAACGCCGAGCAUGAGAGCAUGCUGAUGAAGCUGUGGAAGGAGCUGCGUCCCGACACGCCCCUCACCGGACGCAUCUCCAAGCAGUGGUGUGAAAUCGGUUUCCAAGGCAACGAUCCCAAGACUGACUUCAGAGGGAUGGGCCUGCUGGGACUGCAGAACCUGCUGUAUUUUGCAGAACAUGACAGAGCCGCGGCGCUGCAGAUGCUCCAGGACUCACUGCAGCCAAAGCACAAUGAGCUGAACCAGCCUGACUGGGAGCAGAAGGUCCCUGACAAAGCCAUCGGAUAUUCGUUCGCCAUCGUGGGCAUCAACAUCACGGACCUGGCCUACUCGCUGCUGGUGAGCGGCGCCCUGAAGACCCACCUGUACAACGUGGCGCCGGAGAUGGCCGGCCUGCAGCACUUCCAGCAGAUCUUCUGUUACCUGAUGCAGGAGUUCCAGCGGUUCUGGAUCGAGGAGGAUCCCAGUGACAUCAUGGAGUUCAACCGGGUCCGCUCCAAGUUCCACCGGCGGAUCCUGCGGCAGCUGAAGAACCCGGACAUGGCUCUGUGCCCCCACUUCUCCGCCUCCGACCUCCACCUGGUCAACCUGUGACCCCCCGUCCCCCAGGCGACCUCCAGCGGGUCGGCGAAGCGUCACGCUGAUGGUUCCUCGACCCGCUGGAGGCGUUUCCCAGCUAGCGUCAUGGCGUCACUGCCAGCAGCUCACCGUCCCCGGCGCUCCGCCUGCUCCUGGUCGCCCUCAGGCCUCCACAUCGUCUGCAUGUCAGGCUGACACGUGUGUCCACAUGAAAACUCACAGCAACACCAGAACCUGGGCCAGCAGGUGGCGAGAAUUGACCGAAGAAGUAAAAAUAUCACACAGGAAGUUGAUCCUGAGAGUUCAGUGGAGCCCCGCCUAUUUUUAGUGUUCACCCAUUUUUCUGUGAGACGUAACUACAAAUAAUUCAUGGAUUGUUUUGUACAGUAAAAUCCUCGUAAAUUAUCACAAACAAAAUGCAAAUCAGCAUUUAUUUUCCUGGCUGCUGAUUGGCUUAACCCCUCAGAGCAGAGAGAUAAGGAAGACUGUAAAUGUUAGCUUCUGCUGUAGCGCUAGCUUGGUUUUUACUGUGCGUAUUAAUCCAUAUUCAGGUAUAUUUGAUGUGUGAAGUGUUAGAUUAGGCAGUUCUAAAUGUUUAGAGGUAUUCAGAUAUUUUCUCACGUCCUCUAACUGCGGGGCUCCACUGCAACUUAUCAUUCUCCCAAACGACGAAGCUAAUCUUUUAUUUGAAUUACUUUAAUUAGUGGCAGAGACGUGCAAGCGUCGCAAUGCAAACUCCAAAACACACAAACAACAAAAGCAAAAAAACAAAUGUGACGGAGAAACGCUGCCAACCCCCCCAAAAAACAAAAAACAAAAAUGAAGUCCUCCAGACCACUAGGGGGAGUCUGGAGUCUGUAAUGUUACCUGCCUAAUUCUACAUAGCACACCUUUUCAUUCUUCCUCCGUCUUUCACCUGGACAUCCCGUCUUUCUUUGUGUGUUUUGCUGUUUGCUGUGCAUUUGCACCUUGUCUUUGGCCAAAAACCACAAGCCAUUUCUCCUGCUGGCCUAGCGUGUUUGUUUUGGUUGUAUUUACCCAGAAUGCCCUGUGCUGCAGUCCACUUCCUGCUUUUGGAGCGGUCUGCAGUCCGCUUGGUGUUCUCAUAAGUAUUCAAACCGAUCCAGAGUUCACUUUAACCAAGCCCAGAUCGAGGUUUGGAGGACCAGAGUUAGCUUAGCGUUCACACCUCACCAACAGAACUGGACUUUAAACACAUUAAAGAACUUUAAAAAAAAAAAAAAAUCCAGAUUUUAGCACAGAUCUCUGUGGUCCACUUCAACAGAAAUAAGUUUAACAACAAAAAAUGCUCAGUUAGCUGUUAGCAUGUGGACGAGAAGUUCAAACACAGCAGAAAGUGUGGAAAGUAUCUGUUAGGGUGGAGUUAGCCUCGUGCUAAAGCCAGGUGCAGAUGCUAUAAUCUGGUUAUUUCCCUGAAUCAGUUUGAUCUUUCAGUCUCUUUGACCUUGAAUCAGUUUGACCUUUCAGUCAGUUUGACCUUCCCGUCUCAUUCACUGCCUCCGGCUGCAGCUCAGACCACCAGCAUCAGGACGACCUUGGCGAUUGUAGCUGCUUCUCUCCGUUUCAUCGUUGCUUUAAGGAAUCGUGUUGAUUGUAUCGCAGCCGUUUCACCUCAGACAUGAACAUUUUCAUCAUUUCAUCCGUAAAAGCCGUCUGUUGGGAUGUUGACGUGCCGUUAGCGACGCGUUUUGUGUUCAGAUGUUUCUGACGUAGUUAGAGGAAAAGCUCCUGGUGGUUUUAUGAACUUAAGGAGCUGCUUCACCUUGUAUCUGUAUUAUUGAAACUGCCAUAGAUUGUAAUUGACAUUUUCUGGACACUUGAACACGAGGGACGUCUUCUUGCCAAAAACACUCAGCAGCAGUUAGUUUGUAGCUCAAUAUUAAACACAAAACAACAACAAAAAAACGCUAAAUGGUGUUGAAAUAUUUCAAUAUGAAAGUUGAAUCACUUAUAAAUAUUUCACAUUUCAGAGUUUUUGCACAUUUUCUUCUGUUCUGAAUGUUUGAAUCUGUUUCAUUUCCUGAAUGUUUCUAUAGUUGUUUCAACCAAAGCAAUAAUUUCCUUUGGUUUCUGUAAACGCGCCGCGCGUGCCUGCUUGUUUCGCUUUGUGGGUCGGAGCUGAAGGUCAGGCUGCUGCACACACACCAAGAGGUCAAAGGUUAAACAAACCUGUUCUAGUCACCGUCUCUCCGGUGUGCAUAUCUUCAGAUAAGAUAUUUUAAAAAACGUGUUAAAAGUUAUCAAAUUAGAAUUUGUUAGAACUUAAACUAGUCAAGCUGUCAAAUCUACAAUAGUCCUUAAUGCAAAUACUAAACAUUCAAUCAGAUGGACGUUAAGAUAUUAAAAGUACUUUUUGAAUAUUUAAACACAGAGAUCCAAAGGUCUAUUAAGAGCAAAAAAUAAAAACUUAAUAAAAUGUAAGGAUAAGUUUAACUGGGUCACUUUCUUACUUUAUUUUGUUUAUUUACUCUGGAGGAACGUAGUUUUAACUGGAACCAUGUAAAUAAGAUAAAUCAGGACUUCAGAGUUAAAGUUUAAUCAUGUUCCAAAGUGAUAGCUUGGUGGUCACGUGGAGCUGUUAGCAGUCAGUAUCUUACCUGCAGCAGAUGGAAAUGUUAGCUUGACUCGCCAAGUUUCUCCAAACUGAAUCUGUUUAUUUCUCCAGAAAUCAUUAAAAACAAAAAAACUAAAUUAAACAUUUAAAUCUUUAUACUUUCACUACUGGGUGUCAGAAACAACCAAAGAUUGUUAAACCUUUCAGUUUAUUUUUUACAUUUCUCAUCUUGAUAUUUUUAUGACCCUUCAGCUUUGACAGUCAUUAAUCUGAAAUAAUAAAUGAGUUUUAUUCAGACUAAAGAGUCGUAAACGUCCCGUUUAUUGGCUCAGCAGCAGUUUGAUUGUCUCAGCUCUAAGUUGCUCUAAGUUGCACAUUUCCUUUAAGGUCGUUGCUUUGCUUUAAUAUUCAUCACCACGGUGUGAAAAUCCUUAAAAUGUACAGCAUCAAUGUUUACUGCCACUGCUGGUUGUUUGGGUCGAGUUGAAGCUUUUAGUCGGUGUUUAGCAGCCGCUGAAUGUUUCUGAUUUCACCUCGUUCUGCCGCCUUGCUUUGCUCCAAACUAUUUUAGGUUAAUCUGGUAAUCUGUGGCAUUCCACUGUAAUCUAGAUGAAUUUAGGCUCCAGUAUUCUGCUUUAAUCUGCAUGGAUGUUUUCAUUCUGUAUGCUUCACUAAAGUACUGUAACGGUAAUUGUAACUGUGGAUUUAAUUUGUCUGUGCUGUACUUUUAGAAACAUUAAUAAAAAUUAAAUGUCAGUUAAA
Xiphophorus maculatus (southern platyfish) is the source of this 4479-nucleotide messenger RNA. RefSeq names its product ELMO domain containing 1 (gene elmod1). The record is from RefSeq and is a predicted model, not a curated record. Lineage: Eukaryota; Metazoa; Chordata; Actinopteri; Cyprinodontiformes; Poeciliidae. The coding region runs from base 174 to 1157 and encodes 327 amino acids. Gene Ontology annotation, molecular function: GTPase activator activity. The transcript has 11 exons.